This is a messenger RNA of Symbiodinium necroappetens, 2880 nucleotides long. The record is from the annotation of a GenBank genome assembly. Lineage: Eukaryota; Dinophyceae; Suessiales; Symbiodiniaceae.
AUGUUGCGGCUUCGCCUCCUGCUCUUCUUGCUCUUCUUCGGUCAGGAAAAGGCGGAGCAGGCUGAGUUCCUCGAGAAGGAGAAGACCGAAGAGCUGCAAAGUCGCGUUGCGACGCUGGAAAAGGAGAUCUCCUUCUUGAACCGGAUCUCAGAACUCGAAGCCGAGAUGCAGGUCUUGCGCAAGCAGCUGGCGGACUGCGAGCGAUCGUGGGACACGUCCUCUAAAGCUGCAAACACAGGGACCUCAUCUGAAUACACUGUGUUCAGUGUUGCGGCCGCUUUGACCAACGACCUGGCCAGUGCACUGUUGCCGAUGGUGUUGGGCAUCCUAGCUUACGUUUCUGCGACCACUGGCUUCGCUCGUGAUGAGAAGCUGAAGAAAGCUCGCCACGGCUGCAGCUCGACAGAUGGAGAGCCCUUUGCUGCACAUGCUUUGAGCAGCUCCUCCGGGAAGAAAGUCCAACCGAAGCGCCGGGGAGGCGAUUCACCUACGACGAAGUCGCUGAUGGCUAGGGAAGAAGAUGAAACAAGGGAGGCUAUUGGAACGUUGCCUGAUCCGGAUCCUCCGGAUCCUUGUUGCCAUGACGUUCCUGAUGUUCCUUGCCAGAACGUCUCCAAGGAGGAAGUUCCUGCGGCAAGUCCACUGCCGGAGUCGGAUGAGCCCUCACCAUCAGAGCAAGCAGAAGACGUGAGAUGCUACCUCAGUCUCAGUGAGGUUCCUCCUGGGCUUCCACCUCCGUUUCGCCCACCUCCCGGGCUAACAAGGGUGGAGCCGCUGCCAGUGUUUCAACUGGACUUGAACAGGGCGCAGGGUGCGGCAGAUGCUGUGGUGGUCGAUGGCGAUAUCUACCCGCCCGACGCCCUUCUCAACAUGGCGCCCGGGCUCGACAGCCUGCAGAGCCUGCAGGGCUUGCAGGGCUUGGAGGAAGGUGAGGACGAGGAGGACGUGAACGGGGAAACAGCUGCCUGUCACGAGGAUCCUCCGCAGGAUGGCCCUGAGCAGCCGCAAAUCACACCAAAUGCCCACGAAGAUGAAGUCUGGCCGGAAGCUGAGGAUGACAGAGAGGAUGGCGAGGAGGAGGAGGAGGAUGAGGAGGAGGAAACAGAGGAGAGAUCAGAGCCUGAAGAGCAGGCAACGAAACUCCCCGAAGAACAGGUCGAGGAGAACGAUCUCAACCAGCUGGCAGAUCACAAGAAUCACAAUUCCAGCGGGACGAAUGGAAACGUAAGCCACAAGAGGCCCAAGAAGAAGCACGGCAGUGCCGAGGCUUGCAAGGACAGAGGACGGCGUGCAAAACAGAAGCGGCCGGAAAGGGAUUCAGCAGAUCCAAAAUCCAAAGCAAAAAAGAGGUCUGCUAGCCCUGAUCAGCCUGAGCUGGAGCAACGGAAGUGUCGAUCAAACAUCGUGCUCAUUGCUCUGGCAGUUGCCGUGAUAGCUGGUAUUGGUUACAAAGUGAUCGGGGCCUUUCCGGCACGUCAAAGCAACUUCUCGUCCUUCAUGGAGGAGUCACUACCGGAGCACUGUACGAACGAAAUACCAGGUCAUGUCGUAGUGAUGGGCCCGGAGUACAAGCUUCCGAAAAAAAUUGUGGAAACAAAGCCGAGCAUCUCCUUGCAUGCACCAUGCUUGCUGAAAAGCUUCCAGAAGGUAAGCAAGAAGUACCGGCCGACAGGGAAUUGGCAUUGGUACAAGACGGGACAAGCUUCUGGAGAGCAGCUGAGCAUUCAACAUUCCCAUGAGCCUCCGAUCUUUUCGGCGCGUGCGAGAGAUGACAGUGCCGUGGUCACUUUCCUUACGGACAACAUCUUUCCAAAGUUUGGCGAAUUGAACGACAUGAGCUACGAGUGGUAUGUGCUUCAACAGGAUGCAGGCUUCGUUGCGAUGCUGCCAGAUCCGGCCGCACAUGAGUCCCUGCAGGAGGCUCAGAGACAUUGGCGGCCCCUUUUCCAGAAACUGGCCCACACCUUCUACCCAAGAUAUUUCAUGGCCUAUGCAUCCACCUUUGACGAAAAGUCCCUGGAGUGGAUUCGGAAGGACUUCGGUGUAACCUCUUUCCCAGCGGUUGUAGUCUACACAGGACACCCGCAAGACGAACUGCAGAUUGUCCAGCAAGACGUCCGGGAAAUGACAUACGACAAUUUAGCACAGCUCAUCCAGGAUGUGGAGGACGGUUGCAUGACGUGGCUGCAUCCGAUCCUUACUUUUUCCGAUUUGAAGCCCAUUACGGAGAAGCAACGACACCUACCAUCCUUAGAAUUCGAUGUUGUGUUCGGAGCUCGUGACUCCGCACAUGGCAAGCUGGGCAUGCCUGAGGACUGUGGCGCACUGCUGCCACAGGCGCCCUAUGCUGGCAAAUGGGUUCCGUUGAUCACGUGUCCAAAGGUCACGGUUGACUUUGCUUGCAAAUUCGCUGGCGUUGGUCCGGAUGACGUGGCAUGCGAUCUGGGCUGUGGAUUGGGUGGUUGGUGCAUCGCAGCCGCAGAGUGCGGAGCGAAAGCAAUUGGCCUUGACAUCAAUCCGGACAACCUGAAGCAGGCGCGGGCAAGCGCCGAGCACGCAGGCGUCGGAGAUUUGUGUACAUUUCGGGAGUGUGAUUUCACAUCGCCCAGCUUCUCACUGCCUGAGGAUGUCACGGUGUUGUUCGUGUACCUGCUCCCGUGGGCGUUGGAGUUUUUGGAGGGCGUAUUCUUGCAAGCUAUGCGACGCGGUUGCCGCUUGGUGUCUUUUCAAUUCCACCCUGCCAACUUUGAACCUGUCGAAGUGUCACUGUUCGGUGGACUCAAGAUGUAUAGGCAGCAGAAUAUGGGCGACAUGUGCCAAGGUGCAGAAGCUCAAGGCCCAGAUAAGGAUUGUGAAUCCUUCUUGCACUCCAUGGACUGA